Molecule: messenger RNA, 509 nt
Organism: Balaenoptera acutorostrata (minke whale)
Lineage: Eukaryota; Metazoa; Chordata; Mammalia; Artiodactyla; Balaenopteridae
Product: 40S ribosomal protein SA-like
Exons: 2
Coding region: 1-486 (161 amino acids)
Biological process (GO): cytoplasmic translation; ribosomal small subunit assembly
Cellular component (GO): 90S preribosome; cytosolic small ribosomal subunit
Molecular function (GO): structural constituent of ribosome
Source: RefSeq, a predicted model, not a curated record
AUGGAACGAUGGUACAACUCAAUUGCAGACAAACAAACUCGGAUCCAGAUGGUGGAAGUCAAUCCAAACUCCAAUGAACUCAAAGAUCCUAAAAAGGGAGCUCACUCAGUGGGUCUGAUGUGGUGGACGCUCGCCCGGGAAGUUCUGCGCAUGCGUGGCACCAUCUCCUGUGAACACCCAUGGGAGGUCAUGCCUGAUCUCUACUUCUACAGAGAUCCUGAAGAGAUUGAAAAGGAAGAGCAGGCGGCAGCUGAGACGGCUGUGACCAAGGAGGAAUUUCAGGGUGAAUGGACCGCUCCAGCUCCUGAGUUCACUGCUGCUCAGCCUGAGGUGGCAGACUGGUCUGAAGGUGUGCAGGUGCCCUCUGUGCCUAUUCAGCAGUUCCCCACUGAAGAUUGGAGUGCUCAGCCUGCCACUGAAGACUGGUCUGCAGCUCCCACUGCUCAGGCCACUGAGUGGGUAGGAACGACCACUGAGUGUUCUUAAACAGUUCUUCCACAAACUCUUAA